Rhineura floridana is the source of this 3544-nucleotide messenger RNA. RefSeq names its product nudix hydrolase 2 (gene NUDT2). Bases 51 to 728 code for a protein of 225 amino acids. Gene Ontology annotation, biological process: ATP biosynthetic process; AMP biosynthetic process. The record is from RefSeq and is a predicted model, not a curated record. Gene Ontology annotation, molecular function: bis(5'-nucleosyl)-tetraphosphatase (asymmetrical) activity. NCBI's taxonomy places the organism in Eukaryota, Metazoa, Chordata, Lepidosauria, Squamata, Rhineuridae. The transcript has 3 exons.
UCUGAUUGGGCUGGGGUCGGUGACGCCAGGAUCGGCAGGCCUAGAGCCCAAUGGGGAGGCGCCGAUCUUGCCGUGUUCUGAGCAGGACAUUUCCUCCUCGUUUGAAGCGCCUCGGGCGAGGGAGGGAGAGGGAGAGGGAGAGUCCCGCUUGGCUGCCCCGGAGAGUCACCCGUCGGCGCCCGCUUGGCCGGCGUGCCUGCCUGGCUGCUCUUUCUGGACAAGGCCCAUUGCUUCCAGCAGGGAGGAAAAACCGAAGGAGCCGGCUAAGCAGGACAAUCAUGACCUUGCGAGCCUGUGGCUUGAUUAUCUUCAGGAAGCUGCAUGAGGCAACAUCUGCUUCUGAUGCUGGGAACAAUAUUGAGUACCUUCUCCUGCAGACAUCCUAUGGGACUCAUCACUGGACCCCUCCAAAAGGCCAUGUUGAUCCUGGGGAAGAUGACCGGCAGACCGCCCUCCGGGAGACGCAGGAGGAGGCUGGGCUGGACUCCACUCACUUCACCAUUGUUGACGGCUUUAAGAAGGAACUGAGCUACAAUGUAAAUGGCAAGCCCAAAACUGUCAUCUACUGGCUAGCUGAAAUGAAGGACAGUAACACAGAGGUCAGACUCUCGUCGGAGCACCAGGCCUUUUGUUGGCUGACCCUUAGUGAAGCCUGCAAGCUUGCGAAGUACGAAGAAAUGCAAAGUGCCUUCAAAGAGGCACAUCAUUUUCUCUGCUCCAAAACGUGAAUGCUCUGGGGGAAUGCAAGAUUGUUUUUAGCUGAAAUUUCACUGCUAAUUCCAUAGAAAUAAAAGCAGAGAAUACUGGGGGGAAAUGCAAAUCUUCUGCAGAUGUAUUGUAAUUGUGUCAAGCUGCUUAGAGUGUGGAUGCUUCUGUUUCCCUGUAUUCUUACAGAGGGGCAUUUAGCAUGAACAGAAUUCAAAACUAGCCUCAAGAAGGCUUUUUACCAACUUCUAAGUCUCUAACACUAGGCAUUGACAAUAGGCAAACCAGGAGCCGGAUGCAUUUGGAGUUUAUGGAACCCUGUAAUGUCCAUAGAGGAGAGAUUUAGCAAUUACUAUUAGACACUCUAACUAAGUGGAUGGUUCAGAGGAGGCAUAUUCCUUUUGAGUGCUGCAUGGUGGGAAACUGAUGUGGACAGCAUCCUGGUCACUGCUGUGGCUGCUUGUGAACGUUCCGUAGGCAUUUUGGUGACCUUGUUUAUGUUAGAAACAAUGCUGGACUAAAUGGGCCUUUGGUCUGACCCAGCAAGGCAGUUUCCUAGAUAUUUGUGUAAGCUCUCUGCAAUGUUUGCAGGGCUAUGCGGGGUUGCCUGUAUGUGAUAAAGAGUGUUCAUGUGGACAGAAAGCUAACCAUUUUCCAGAUCCUGUCAUCCUUUUCUUAAUACCUUUAUAGGCUUCGAUCUCUGCUUUUGAGCCAGUGUGGCAUAGUGGUUAGUGUGUCAGACUAGGAGCAGGGAGACCCACACAGACCUUGGGCCAAUCACUGCCUCUCAGCCUAACCUACCUCAGAGGAUUGUUGUGAAGAUAAACAGGUAAGAAUAUAAAAAGAGCCCAGCUGCUGGAUCAGCCCAGUGGCCCAUCUAGUCCAUCAUCCUGUUCUCACAGUGGCCAGCCAGAUGCCCAUUAUGGGGAGUCCGCAAGCAGGACCUGAGCACAAGAGCAUUCUCCCCUCCUGCGGUUUCCAGUGACCGGUUUUCAACAAUGCAGCCAUCCUGGAGGUCAAUGCACGUCACGCCUGCAGGCAGCAUCUAUCGAAGUUGCUGCCUUAAAAGAUGGUGGCCAGCAGCAGCCACAACACUCAGGUGUGUGACCUUGUCACAGCAGAACUCUUGCCUCCUGUGUUGUUGCUUACACCCGUAUAGUUUUGUAACUAGGGAGUAUGUGGUGCAGGACACAGUCCGCACGGUGGCACUAGACAGCCUCGUCCCACUGCUGCCUCCUGGCCAUAACUGGCCAGCAGCAUGCCUGGACCUGACUGCACAUAAGAGAGGUGCAGGGCAAGUGUGUUGUGGGAUCCCAUUGGCCUUAGUUACUUCUGCAAGAGCUUGGGAUUAUUUUCUUCCAGGAGGCGGUUACAGUGACCAAGUUCCAGAGCUAGUGGGCUGUAGCCUGUCCUCAGUAAAAACCUUAGAGUGAUUAGAUGCACAGCACAGCCGGGAGGCAGCAUGCUCCUUGCAGCUCCUUUUUGUCCUUUAGAAAACUCACUGAGCCCCCACUUUGUUCGCAGUAACUUGAAGAAGCUUAGUGUCAGGGAGGGGGAAACCUCGGCUGCCCCAGUACAAUGACCGACACAAAACUGCAGUAUGUGGUAUGAGAAAUUGUGUGUAUUUUUUUUAAAAAAAAAAUCCCAUUCACAUUUAGUCUUUUAUUCUGAGCCACAUUUUUAACAGACUAUAUUUGAGCGCAGGCAGACGGUGGCAGCGUGGAUUUAGUGACAUCCAGAAGAGUCAAGCAAAGAGUAGUGCCAUAGUUUAAUUAAUACACAGUGAGAGGGACUAGGAACCAGAGUCGUUCACAGUAGAAUCGUUCCAUUGCUUUUCUUAGGAUAUCAUUGUAUCACUGUGGAGCUAAUAGUGCAUGCUGCUUUCAGAAGCCUCAUCUUGUCCUUGAAAAUCUGAGAUGAGUGAAGCAAGUUACUAGUCCUUAAGAAUACCUGACUCUUCCUUGCCCAAUCCCCUUUGCUCGUGGGGUCCUAACUGCUCACCUUUCAUGCAAAUGGGCCACCCCUGUGAGGACUAUUCCAACUUAGCAUGGCAAGCAUAACCUAGCCUAGCCCUUGGUUACUUCUUAAUGCAGGCUACAACAUGGGCACCUACUUGUACAUUUUAGACACAUUAAAACUCUCUGCCUACCAGCAUAACUGCAAGCCAAAUGUUGAUCAUAAACAGUUAUCUCAAGGUUACCUGUUUUCUUAUCAGGACUGUUAUUCUAAGGGAGGGCCGUACAACCAAGCCCUGACCACAGUAUGAAGGUCCCUGCCAGAAAGCCUUGAUCUGAAAGCAGAUUCAGAGCCGGCUCAGAUCACAUCUGGCAUAGCUGAUAGCUCAUGUUGUCAAAGAGCGGGGUGAUGGUUCCGUCCUUCCAUUCGAUCAAGAUCUCGCCAUGCUUCAAUGAAGGACAGGGGGACGUGGGAAUUAUCUGCGUCUUGGGGCUGGUGCUGGGUGACCCAGGUAAGGGAAGGCUCUCCUCGUGAACCACCUGGCAGCUCUUCAAAGGUGAGAGCUGCUGUUUCUUCUUCCUUAGGUGGGAAGAAGAAGGAGGUUUCACUUUGAAAUUCUUAAAGAGAUCUAGAAAGGGAUUUCCCAGCAGCAGAGUUGCCUGUUGGAUAGGCUAACCAAGUGAAUGGAUUCUUAAAAUGUUAAGUGGUGCCAAUUUGAGGUGGCCAUUAAGCUUAACUGAUGGAUUGAUUGAGAAAUUCCCAUUUGACAGACACCCCCUCUCCCCAUCUUACCUGUUGUGCUGGAUGUUAAGCAAGAGUAUGAUCACCCCCAGGAUAAAGGCCAGCGGACUCAGGACAAGCAUCAGUAUCUUCCAGUUCAUAC